AUGUUGCCUACCUGCUCUCGGUUGGUUCAUUCCAAGUCAUGGGUUCUCCUCUCAGCAAUUAUUGCACUCCUGGUGCCGCACACCACCGCGGCAGGCAUUUACGUUGACUUUGAGAACCCUGAGUCGAUUAAGUCUGCUGCCAGCACGGUUGCGUAUGAUCUUGUUAGCUUCUACUCGGGCAAUAAUUCCGGCGACACACCGGGAAACCUACCUGAGCCCUACUACUGGUGGGAGGCAGGCGCCUUCUUUGGUGCUCUGGUCAACUACUGGUCCUAUACUGGAGAUGACUCCUACAACGAUAUCACCAGACAGGCAUUAAUCCAUCAGGCAGGGGCUAAAGGCGACUUUAUGCCCGCUAACCAGACAUACACAGAGGGCAACGAUGAUCAAUGUUUCUGGGCCCUCAGUGUUAUGAUUGCCGCUGAGCGAAACUUCCCCAGUCCCCCAGACGACGUUCCGGAUUGGCUCGCCAUGGUACAGGGCGUUUUCAAUCAACAGGCUCAUCGAUGGCAUAAUGCGACUUGUGGUGGUGGUCUCAAAUGGCAGAUCUAUCAUUGGAAUGCUGGGUUCCUCUAUAAGAACAGCAUUGCCAACGGGUGCUUUUUCGAUAUCUCAUCGAGACUAGCGCGAUACACUGGAAACAAGACAUAUGCAGAAUGGGCUACCAAAACGUGGAAUUGGUCUAAGGCCAUUGGUCUAUUGGGCCCAAAUUACGAAGUCUUCGAUGGCACGACCGAGGUAGACAACUGCUCAAGUCAUGAUCAUAACCGAUGGUCAUAUAAUGCUGGAGUCUGGCUUCACGGCGCCUCGGUUAUGUAUAACUGGACCGCUGAGACUUCGGAAGUCUCUUUGGAUUCGUCCUCGGUCUGGCAAAAUCGCACGGAUGGCCUUCUCAGGGCCAGUAAUCACUUCUUCUCCAAGGCGAACAUCAUGCAGGAGCCACUUUGCGAGUUCACUGGCAGCUGCAACACCGAUCAAUUGAGCUUCAAAGCAUAUCUGAGUAGAUGGCUUGCGGAAGUGACACAAUACGCCCCUUACACCUAUGACACAAUAAUAUCAAACAAGCUGCGCCCAACGGCGGAGGCCGCGGUGGCACAGUGUCAGGGUGGUGAGACAGGCACCUUCUGUGGAUUCAAAUGGAGCUCUGGGAAAUAUGAUGGUAACGUCGGGGUGGGAGAGCAGAUGGGCGUCUUGGAACUGCUUACAGGGCUACUGGUUGCUGAUGUUAGCGCUCCCUUGACUGCUGCCACCGGUGGAAACAGUGAGGGGAACAGUGCUGCAGGAACUGGUGAUGACGAGCCGGACACCGAAUUGCCAACCAUACAUAUCGAUAACGGGGAUAGAGCUGGUGCGGCCAUCCUAACUAUACUUCUUGUUUCCCUUAUCGCCGGGGCGGUCUAUGUGAUGUUGUCUUGA
This is a messenger RNA of Penicillium bovifimosum, 1416 nucleotides long. Its product is annotated as glycoside hydrolase family 76 protein. The transcript is spliced from 3 exons. Gene Ontology annotation, molecular function: mannan endo-1,6-alpha-mannosidase activity. The record is from RefSeq and is a predicted model, not a curated record. Lineage: Eukaryota; Fungi; Ascomycota; Eurotiomycetes; Eurotiales; Aspergillaceae. Bases 1 to 1416 code for a protein of 471 amino acids. Gene Ontology annotation, biological process: carbohydrate catabolic process; fungal-type cell wall biogenesis.